Myxocyprinus asiaticus (Chinese sucker) is the source of this 6990-nucleotide messenger RNA. RefSeq names its product 5'(3')-deoxyribonucleotidase, mitochondrial-like. NCBI's taxonomy places the organism in Eukaryota, Metazoa, Chordata, Actinopteri, Cypriniformes, Catostomidae. Gene Ontology annotation, molecular function: 5'-nucleotidase activity. The record is from RefSeq and is a predicted model, not a curated record. Bases 2147 to 2824 code for a protein of 225 amino acids. Gene Ontology annotation, biological process: pyrimidine deoxyribonucleotide catabolic process. The transcript is spliced from 5 exons.
AUGUUUGGUUUCAACAGCAUCUGGCCUUGAGGCAGGUGGCGGUAAUGCACAGUUAAGUUGCGAUCCGACAAUAAAAGAGAAGAAGAAGAAGCAACGGCGUAUGAACGUGAAUCCCGCGAUAUCUGCUUUGAUCUCGUAGCGGCUGAUCCACUACGAGAAGUGAGAAAUGUCCGACUUUACAGCUCUUAUUUCACUACUCUCCUGACAGCAGCCGUCUACUCUCGUCUACUUUCAAGGCGAGGCGUUAGGCAUCUCGAACAAGCCUCUUAUUUCUUCCGGGACGAAUAUUUUCCACAAAGAUGCAUCGACUUGCAGAUGGUCAGCUUCAAUCUCAAUGUAUUUCCAGACAGUCAGACUCUUUUUUUUUCUUUCUUUCUUCUUCUUCUUCUUUGUUUUUUGAAACAGAUAAAAGACUACUUCAAAACUUGUUUUAAACAAGGUAAACAUUUCUGUUUUAGAAUUAAUACACGUGUUUAUAAAUUACAUGAAAACUAUGUUGAAGUUCAAAUCAUUAAAGGUGCACUCAGUAGUUUUAAGAAAUGCAUAGUAAUUUUGAAACAUAUGUAUAAAAUCAUGACCACAUACGUGAGUAAUAAGACUUUAGUCAUAUCAGUAACCUUAUUUCAGCUGUUUUAUUCUACAUGGAGAGGAUCCCUCAUGGGGGCAGCCAUGUUGGGAUCAUGUUAGCGCACAUUUACAUAGAAUUUUUUUUAAAAGAGAGUGGACAGAUGCAAAAAAUAUGUUCGGCACGAACGGGCCCUAAAGGCAGGGGUAACUUUGUUUUUCUACAUGCCGUUCCAUCUAGCACAGGGUCGCGCGCACAGUAUACUCUUUUGACCGUGUUGGAAGGGCCGUGUCGUCUUCAAAGAUGAUUGAUAGCAAUGAUUUUGCAAUUUGUAUUAUUAUUAUUAUUUUUUAGUGCUUUGUUUCAAUAAUAUUAAUUUGUUAUAUAUGACAGAUCAUAUAGUCAAGUAAUGUACAUUUACAAGCUUGAGCUAAUGACUACCCUUCAUGUGUUUUAAUGCAAAUUAAUACAUAAUUUGAUUGAUAUAAUGUAGGAGUAUUUUCUCACUGGUACAACAUAAAAAGAGUUCUUGCCGUCAUUUAUUGUGUAUUUUAUUUAUAUAUUUAUAAAUAUUGUUUGGCUUCUUCCAUAUUUUAUUUCCGAGUUGAAUAACAUGUCUUAAACAUUCUUGGUCUGGGUAUGUUCUGUCAGAGAUAGUUUAGCAGAGACUAGCAACUGGUAAUACAUUUGGAGAAAUUGGAACGCCCAAAGGCCAACGGAUGUAGUACGGGAAGUCCCGCCUAACAGAUAAGUGAGCCAAUCACCUUUUAGAUACAGACAUCGCCUGUCAUUCAACUCGAGAACGCCCAUGCGCUUUAGCCGAACCAGCUUGAAAAAUAGCUUUUUAUAGCGUGAUCUGAGCUGAAGAAGCACAGUUUGUUGCCAUAUUUACUGCUGAUCGUAAUAUUGGCCAGCUACUUUGGAGAUUUCGAUGUUUCCCCAUUCAAGUGAUAUGAGCUGUGUUUUUAUCCCACUUGUUUAUAUGGAGAAUAGCUGCCCAGCCUGCCCGGGAGCGUUACAAAGAUGGCCGCCGAGUGGACUGACUUGCCAUUAAGUGGACUUUGGUUUCGUGACAGGCUACACCAGAAAUAGCAGAGUAGUUUGCGGUUUGAUUUAGCGGACAUAAACGCCGUGGUCAGAGGAAAACGGCGCAUAGUAGUGUGUCAUUACCGCACAUUACUUAGCAAAUACUACUACUAAACGGUUGCGUUCGACUUAUUUGGACGCCGUCUCACCCAGAAACUGUAAACAAAUUCAGAAACAGAGAGUCUAUGGGGGCAGGUCAACAACAGCUCUGCAAUUAAACACAAGCGACCACUGGAAAAGCAUAUGAUAUCGCGACCCUCUGACCCCCUCAAACAAACUAAAGACACUGUAAUAAGACAAACGCGUUUGCAACGUGCAAAACAACAGAGAGCCAACAGAACUCGAUGAGCUACAGCACGGUCCACUUAAUUCUGCAACCAAACAGCUCCCUAAAUCUACAUUCAUAUCAAUAAGUGAAACUUUGCAUACUAAAUACAUUGGAUUUGGAGGACUUUGGAUCUGUGGACUUUGAAGAGGUUAAUUUGAAGCACGACCAUGACUUUACUACCGAGGCUUGUACGGUGGAUUGAGAGAAGCGCUGCAUCGAUCCACUUUCACUAUCGCACAGCCAACAUGUCCACGAAUAACAAGAGACUGAGAGUCCUGGUGGACAUGGACGGUGUCAUCGCAGAUUUCGAGGGAGGAUUGUUGAAGAAAUUCAAAGAAAGGUACCCGAAUGAUCCGUAUAUAUCAUUAGAGGACAGAAGAGGAUUCUGGGUGUCCACACAGUAUGGGGAUCUGAGAGCUGAUCUGUGUGAGAAGGCCAUCAGUAUUUGGGAGUCCAAAAACUUCUUCAUCGAGCUUGACCCUCUUCCUGGAGGAGUGGAGGCUGUGAAGGAGAUGUCCAAAAUGGAGAAUACAGAUGUCUUCAUUUGCACCAGUCCAAUAAAGUGUUACAGCUACUGCCCAUUUGAAAAGUAUGCUUGGAUAGAGAAACACCUGGGGCCUGAGUUUCUGGAGCAGAUCAUCCUGACCAGAGACAAGACCAUAGUGACAGGAGACCUCCUCAUAGAUGACAAACCUGAUAUCCUGGGUGUGGAGCCAAACCCCUCCUGGGAGCACAUCCUUUUCACUGCCUGUCACAACAAGCACCUGCUUCCAGACCCCUCCCGGCGACGGCUUCUGUCCUGGGCAGAUGACUGGAGGGGUAUUCUGGCAAGUAAGCGCCAGUAAGACAACCUCAAAACAAUGCAUCAUGCAUCUUGCACCCAGUGCUGUCAUACACUCAACCUGCCUUUAGGGACAACAAGCUGAUUGGUGCACAGAUGGGUAAAUGGUACCAACUGUAAUAAGUUGAACAGCAUUUAAGUGUUAGUUCGCCCAAAAAUGAAAAUUGUGUGGUCAAUUUACUCACCUUCAUCGUGUUCACAACCUUAAUGACUUUCUUUCUUCCACUGAACACAAAAGGAGAUGUAAGGCAGCAGAAGGACAGCCUUACUCACGUUCACUUUCACUGUAUGAAAAAAAAAAAAGAUGCAAUGAAAGUAAAUGGUGACUGAGGCCGUCAUCUCAUUUAUGUUCCAUUGCAGAGAAAACAGCAUGAGGAUGAGUAAAUGAUGACAAAAUUUACAUUUGGUUAUAAUAGUCAUUAGUCAUAAUAGUUCACCUAAAAAUGAAAAUUCUCUCAUCAUUUACCCACCCUCGUGCCAUCCUAGAUGUGUAUGACUGACUUACUUAUGCAGAACACAAACAUAGAUUCUUAGAAGACUAUUUCAGCUCUGCAGAUCCAUACAAUACAAGUGAAUGUUGAUCAGAACUUUGAAGCUCCAAAAAGCAUAAAAGUAAUCCAUACCUCCAGUGGGUUAAAUCUAUGUCUUCUAAAGUGAUCUUAUUGGUUUUGUGUGAGAACAGACCAAAAUAAACUCCUUUUUCACUGUACAUCUUGCCAUUGUAGUCUCUUGGCAAUAUCAUUAUUUCAAACUCAAUUACACUUCCUAGUGCUUGAUGCGUGCGCAGAGCAGCGCAAAUGCUGAUGUCAAGAUUUAUAGUGAAAAAGAACAUGUAUUUUGAUCUAGAUAACUUCUGAAGACAUGGAUUAAACCACUUGAGUCGUAUGGAUUUCUUUUAUGCUGCCUUUAUGUGCUUUUUUGGAGCUUCAAGGUUUUACUCACCAUUCACUUGCAUUAAAUGGACGAACAGAGCUGAAAUAUUCUUCUAAAAAUCUUUGUUCAGCAGAAGAAAGAAAGUUAUACACAUCUGGGAUAGCAUGAGAGUGAGUAAAUGAUGAGAGAAUUUUCUAAGUUGGAUGAAUUAUUCCUUUAAUGAAGCCCUCAUAUUCAGUAUUACUUUGUAUAUUUGUUAUAUUUUGCAUGAUUAUUGAUUACCCAGGCAUCAUUGAAAAUAUUGAAUAGGGGGUAUAAUCAGAGGGAGGCAAAAUCAUUGAUUUUUAUUUUAGAAUCCAAAGUAAAUUAUUCAGUCUUUCAUGCAAGACUUUUAUUAUUACUCUGUCAUCUUUUUAUUGUUUAUUAUGCUUUCUAUUGAGGGCUGAGACUUUUCUUUAAAUUUCUAGUUUACACAAAGCAUGAACUGCCUUCCACCUCAUUUUUAAAAAAGAGGAACUGUCUACGGAAGGGAGAAUAUUUAAGUAAGUUCUAUCUCCACUCCUGUCUAACCGCACAAACAUUAGCAUAAGCUGCUUUCAAACUCGCUAAGAAUUUUCACUGGUUAUUCUCAUUCUGAUGGGAUAAUGUCAGCAUGAAUGCAUAUUUAUAUUAUUUUUAAUUCAGGGAGAACACAAUACUCAGAACAAGGACAUGUUUAUUAUUAUAUCAUAACUUUUGUUUUGAGUGUCACUAGUUGACUAGAUCAGACUGACCGAACCACUGUGAACACCUUGGAAGACUUGGGACUGAAGUGACAUAUUCUUGGGCGUGUACCACUCUUGACACUAGAGGGCACUCUGAACACAUGUAAUAAUUAGAAAACCUCAAGUACUUGGAUGUUGCUUUUUUAACCAGAGUCUCAUAACUUAUUUGUUUUGGAUCUUUUAAUGAAUGUUUUAUGCCAUGGGGGUAGGUGAAUUGGUUUAUGACUUUGGUAAUGUGCUGAUGUACAAUCAGGCAUCUAAAAAAAUAUAAUUAAUUAAACAGAGUGAGAGAGCCCACAUACAAUCAAAGAAUACAUGUGCAGAGUUCAGUACUGUAAACAAAAGCAUAUUUAUCUUUUGUGUGCCAUUUUAAACUACUUAUUGGUUGAAUGACAAAGGCUUGGCAUGGCUUUGAAACAAGAAAAGUUUAUCAUCUGUUUGCAAGAACGAGCAAUCAAAGCAUAGUCAUGCUGUAGAUUAAAUAUUUCAAAGUUCUACAAGAACACACAGAUGGUCAAAGGAUGUUUAAAGUUCACUGAUGCUGAUCAUCAAAUACUUAUUGCUCAUGUGCUGCUUAACUGGGAACAUUAGGGUUUAGUCACAGCGAAAAUGGUAUUUGCUGGAUUUCCUCAUAAAUAUGACUUAAAUUAGUACGAGAUCAUGAGAUUGGCAGGUACAACAAACUUAUUUGUACCUGACUACGAUGAAAUUCAGUGAAGUUUAGGAGAGAACCACUUUUUAUUAUUAUUAUUUAUUUAUUUUUUAUUUUUUUGCAGUCUGUUACCAUUAUAGUUCAUUAAAGUUUAUGAAAUAAUCUUAGGAAGGUUAUAUGACAGACAUCAGGAAUUCUGAUGCAGUGUAACUAAUUCAACAGGGAUGCAGCCUUACCUUUGUGUAAUGUUUAAUAUGUUUGUUCAUGUGUUUCAUGUCAUGUGGUCCCCUGGUCAUGUGAUUUCAUGUUUCCCUCCAUGUUCAUGUGUCUUGCUUUCAUUGGUUUAUUGUCUUGUUACCUUAUUAUCAGUUCUGUCUUGUCAUUGGUUGUCAUGUUUCUCCCUUGUCCAUGUAUUUAAGCCUCAUGUUUGCCAUUGUCAGGUAUUGUAAGUGUAACGUUGGAUUGUUUGUCAAGUCAAGUUCAUGUUUUGUAUUUUGUUCACGUUGGGAGUUACGGUUUUGGAAUUUCACGUUUGAUAAUAAAACUGCACUUAGGUUCAUCACACGUCAUUGCCAGCGACAGCAUUACAGAAUACCUGACCAUCGCAAGAUGAAUUCAGCAGUUCAACUCCUGCGUCUUUACCAGGGGAAUCGAUCCCUGGAAAAUUAUGUGGAGGACUUCUGCACUCUGGCCUUCCAGGUGGACUUUAAUGAAGUCACCUUCAAGGACAUUUUCUGGGUGGGAUUGAGUGAGCCAGUUUCCUCCUCGAUGCCUGGCGGCCGCAGUCCCCUCAAUCUGGCUCAGUAUAUCGACCUUGCCCUGCAGAUAAGUGGUUCUAUGUUCACUGUGGGGGAGGUGGAUGCCGAGCCUGAGUUCCACGUCAUGGCCGCCAAGCCAGAGUCCCACAUCAUGGUUGCUGAGCUAGUGCCACCUUUUGCCCCGGAUCCUGCGCCAUGCCACGUCACCGCCACGCCACCGCCGCGCCUGAGCCUGCGCCACGCCACAGCCGUGCCUGCGCCACGUCACAGCCACGCCUCAGUGUGCUCCAUACAAGGUCUCAGGCACACCUCUUGCCAACAAACCAGCGUUGCAGGCCUUGUCCGUUCCAGAGCCAUCUCUCACUGGGCUAUUUGAGCUGGAAUUUGUUCCCGCACUUGAGCCCACCCUUAGUUCUCCUGAUCAGGCAAGGGGAACUUUUGAUGACCCUCAGAGCCCUGGACUCUGCCUUGGUCCUUCGAUCCCUCAGUCCCACCUUGGCCCCAUGUCCCUUCAGCUCCACCGUGGUCCUUCAGCCAAUUGGUUUCUCUGGGGUCCCUCGUCCCUCCAGCUCUGCCUUGGUCAGUUGGUCACCUGGCUCCGCCUGGCCUCUCCUAUCCUCCAGCUUUGCUUCAUCACUCCGAGCCUGCGGCUUCACCAAGGACCUCCUUCCCUACGGCUUCACCUUGGUCCUCAGUCCCACUGGUUCCACCUCUGUCUUCCGAUUCCCCCAGCUCCACUUCGGUCCUCUGAACCUCCGGCUCCACCAUGUCCUUUCGAGCCGUCGGCUACUCUCCGGGUACCAAGUUCCCUGGUGUUGCCCUUCAAGUCUCUCACUGCUCCAUCUUCCAUGGCUUCGCUCCUCAAGUCUCUUGGCUCCGCCCAUCGAGCCUCUCAUGGCUCCACCUUCCACUGGCAUUGCCCUGAUCUCAUGUUCCACGCCCUGUCUUGCCAAGCCACGCCUCAAGACCCCCCCCCCCCCAGCUCCCUACAGAACUUUUUGAUUGUCAUGUUUCAUGUGUUUGUUCAUGUUUUGGGGCAUCAGGAGCUGCCCCUAGUGGGGGGUAUAUGUAAUGUUUAAUAUGUUUGUUCAUGUGUUUCAUGUCAUGUGGUCCCCUGGUCAUG